Molecule: messenger RNA, 333 nt
Organism: Sabethes cyaneus
Lineage: Eukaryota; Metazoa; Arthropoda; Insecta; Diptera; Culicidae
Exons: 1
Coding region: 1-333 (110 amino acids)
Cellular component (GO): cytosol
Source: RefSeq, a predicted model, not a curated record
AUGUCUCUGAAGUCUGACGCAGUGUUCGCCAAAAUCUCCAAAAGGUUGGAGAGUGUAGACCCGAGCAACCGGCAGGUGGAGCACGUGUACAAAUUUAAGAUCACUCAGGGCGGCAAAGUAGUCAAAAGCUGGAUUUUGGAUCUGAAGAACGUAAAGUUAUCCGAGUCAGAUGCCGACGCUGAGGCAACUCUAAUCAUGGAAGACGAUAUCAUGUUUGCCAUUGGAUCCGGUACCCUGCCAGCCAAGGAAGCUAUGGCACAGGAUAAGAUGGAAGUUGAAGGCCAAGUGGAGCUGAUCUUUUUGCUGGAACCUUUCAUCACCUCACUGAAAUGA